Molecule: messenger RNA, 606 nt
Organism: Sphenostylis stenocarpa
Lineage: Eukaryota; Viridiplantae; Streptophyta; Magnoliopsida; Fabales; Fabaceae
Source: the annotation of a GenBank genome assembly
AUGGCCUCCAAGCUCUCCUUCCUAACCCUUCUUAUGGAGAGAAGAAAACCUCCCAAAAACAACACCAACACCAAUGACUUAACCUUUGUCAAGGCUGCUGCAUGGGCAUGGUACCAACACAACUCAGCCUCUAAGGGCAAAACUAUAACCGAGUUUCAUGCCACAGUAACUCGCCCUGAGCCAAAGCCUUCGCGUUACAAGUUAGAAGCCAUGAGAGUGGCCAAGGAAGCACGUGAAGAGUCUCCAAUUGUUCAUGCAAAGAAACUGUCCCUUCUUGAUGAAUAUGAAGUCCAAAGUAUCUCAAGGCAACUUGAUGAUCUUGUGGAGGAUUCAAAUAACAAACCUUUGCACGGUGGUGCUGACAACUCUACAAACAGAAGGACGCAGAAGAAGAAGAAGAAGAAGAAGGUUAAGAAAGGGUUUUGGCUAAGGCAUGGAGCUGUUUGUGGAAGGGAGGAAGAUGCGGUUGCUCCUGGUGCUUUGAGGGUUUCUCAUCGUGGGCAACCGGCAAAGCAAGGACCUGCGGUUAACGAGGUUAAGCGUUUGCCAAUGGAAAAUGAUAAAUGGCCGAAGUUGGAAGUUGAAGCAAACGAAGAUGCAGAAUAG